AUGAGUGACUACCUGCUCCAAGCUGCUGAAAUAUUAACUAGGGAUUUCUGGGCACUCAAUGCUGCUCGGCCGGAGGACCAGCCGUGGGACGUAGUCUGGCUGUGGUACCCUGGGACAGGCUGCUGCUGUGCUCCGAACUGGAGUGUGCCGUUAGAUGGAGGUCUCCGAUCUGGAUCCGGACCCUCGGGCGGAGGGGUCUGAGGGUGAGGGGUCGUGUGUCCCGAGUAGUGGUGGGGACAGCCCUGGGAGGGAGCCGGUUGUGCUUCAGUACCCUGUAGAGUAUGAUCAGCACGGGAAGAAGAUGCCAUUUCACCAUGUGACGGCAGGACUUCUGUACAAAGGGAACUACUUGAGUCGCUCUCUGUCUGACCACAGCAAUAGCGAGCAGCUUGCCAGCAUCUCUGUGGAGGAACUAGAUGAGAUCCGUGAGGCGUUCAGGGUCCUGGAUCGGGAUGGCAAUGGCUUCAUCUCCAAGCAAGAGCUUGGCAUGGCCAUGCGCUCACUAGGGUACAUGCCCAGUGAAGUAGAGCUGGCAAUCAUCAUGCAGAGAUUGGACAUGGAUGGUGAUGGACAAGUGGACUUCGAUGAAUUCAUGACGAUACUAGGACCUAAGCUCCUCUCCUCAGAAACACGGGAAGGUUUCCUUGGAAACACAAUAGACAGCAUAUUCUGGCAGUUUGACAUGCAGCGGAUAACACUAGAGGAGCUGAAGCACAUCCUCUUUCAUGCCUUCCGAGACCACCUGACGAUGAAAGAUAUCGAGAACAUCAUCAUUAAUGAGGAGGAGAGCUUGAACGAGAACUCUGGGAACUGUCAGACAGAGUUUGAAGGAGUUCAUCCCAAAAAGAAAAACCGGCAGACGUGCGUGCGCAAGAGCCUGAUCUGCGCUUUCGCCAUGGCCUUCAUCAUCAGCGUCAUGCUCAUCGCAGCAAAUCAGAUGCUGCGCAAUGGCAUGGAGUAGCGACACCACUGUGAGCGGGGCGGAGCCUGCAUGUGCAUGUCUGUCAAUGAAGUCAUUUCCAGAAACUAACAAAACCAAACACCUCACUACUGAAAAGAGGAGCUUUUAUUAUUUUUUAAUUUUUAUUUGCACGUUAUUUUUCCACUCGGACCAAGCGACACAGGAAGUGUGCGGCGAGCGAAGCCAGCAUGUUUCUCACUGGCAGGGACUUUAAAGGGCUGACUUUCUGCUUUUCGUGGCACCUCUGUUCCCUAAUGCAAUAACGUGCAGGAGUUCAUAAGCACCUCUUUUGUUUUGCCGUCUCGUCUGUGGCUCCGAUUUCAGCAUGGAUUGGUUGUUGAGUUUCGGCUCGGCUCAGGCCGGCUUUCAAUGUAGGAAGGCAAAAGUAAUUGGCACCUCAUUUCACCUGUGUGGGAGGGGGAGUUGCAGCAUUCAUUCCACUGACUAUUUUUUGUCUGCUCUCGCCAGGGUGCUUUUCUGGCUCUGGUGGGAGGCUGGGAAAUGAGUGCUCUCUGUAGUCCAUAAUUAAAUCCAUAUUUGUUGGCUCUAAAAAUCUAUAAACCUGACUUUAAUAAUUUUUUAUGUUUUUUGCUGUUCUAUUGUGUUAGGAAAAAUCUCAGAUCUCAUCUUCCCUUGUCUAAUGCUUUUUCUAAAGUGGGUUUGUUAUGAGUAGCAGAUACUGUAUGAACUGUGUUUGAGUCUGUAAUUCUUCAAGAAGCUUUAAGGGAUAGUUAACCCAAAAUUCUGUCAUUUAGGCUUGGAAUUGAUGCCUUUUUCACGCAUCGAUAAUUGGAAGAUUUUCCAGAUGAUUAUUGAUAUAUAUAUCGGGAUUUUUUUUUCAGAUAUAAAUAGGACUGCUCAUUGCACAAUAGUCUUUGUCUCUUCAGACAUACACAACUUUAAUAAAGUGUGAGUGGCAGGGUAAAUUAAAGGGGUCGCACAUCGGAUGCAUCUGACGGAUGACAUGGCGCGUUCUAAAAUUAGAAACUUUAUUUAUUUUGUACAAAAUGUACGCACACACCACCAAUGCUCAGUGUCAACAUUCUACAGUGCCACGGAGCGCAACUCGCAUAGAUUUCCAUUAAAUUCGUCCCAAAUCAUAAUAAAAGGACAAAGAUUAUUUACUCUAGCCAUCACUGGAUUAUCUAUUGCGAACAUGUAUCUUUCAUAUAGCCUGCACCAGGGGUCGGCAACCUAUGGCACACGUGCCAGCAUUGGCACGUGGAGGGGUAAUCACUGGCAAGCCAGCAACGGCGAGAGAAGCGAAGACUAUUUUAUUUAUAUAAAUUCCGCACCUGAAUUCCAAUCUACAUCUUGAUGUAAUCCUUCCUCAUGAUCACGCAGCGUGUUUUCAUCAGCUGAAUGGGAGGCUAAGCAAAAAGUUAAAAUGUAACGAGACUGCAGUUUACCCAACAGAUUCGUGCAGCGCGUGCAAGCCAUUCGCACAUCAAAAUCCGGCAGCGCUUCACAUUUGGUUAAUCGCACGAGUAAACGCGCCCGCUUUGCAUUGGUCAGGCUGCGCGGAUGACAGCCUACAUUCCGUGUUUCAUUGGUUUCUUUUUACUUUCAGAACAACACGUGCUGUAAUAAGGAAAACACCACUAUUAAUCCUUGAGAUUUCGCAUACAGUUACACCCUCCUUAAACCUUAAAUGGACACACUCAAAAUUACAUUAAACGAUUAAAAGAGAAAACAUAAACCCACAUCGUAGGGUUCAAAAAUCUUUUCAAGUCUAUUCAAAAUAUAAAUUAAACCUGGAAAUAAAGUUUUAGGAUUUUGCAGGUGCAAUUCACAGAAAAGGGCUUAAUAGUUGAUCGGCUUGUGAUGCGCGAAUGGCUUGUGCGCAGCGCGAAUCUCGUC
Molecule: messenger RNA, 2821 nt
Organism: Myxocyprinus asiaticus (Chinese sucker)
Lineage: Eukaryota; Metazoa; Chordata; Actinopteri; Cypriniformes; Catostomidae
Product: calcium-binding protein 8-like
Exons: 6
Coding region: 155-961 (268 amino acids)
Molecular function (GO): calcium ion binding
Source: RefSeq, a predicted model, not a curated record